UUUGGAUUGGUUUGGAUUGGUUUGGAUUGAUCCAUUAACUUUUAUCCAUUUUGACACCCUUAUCCAUACCCAAAGACAAAUCAAAAUGCUUUUCUCUUCCGACAAGAUUCACGAGUUUUAUGUGAUUGUAUAUAUGGUAUGAUUCACGAAUUUGUUGUGAUUUUCUUUUCCUUUUAAGCGAAACAACGUGCUCAAUAAGCAGCCACUGAGGCCUGAAAAUGCUGAUGACGGAUGUCUCCAGUCGGCUUUCACCGGCGAUCCUCCCAAACAGUUUAUCAGUUUCGCGGUUGGUUUCAGUCAAGUACGCCCCACAGAGACUCCCUGUUUUCGUUUUCAGAUCAGCUCGUGCAUCUUAUGACUCCGUUGAGACGAAUCCUAGUGUGGAUUCUGUGAUCGAGAAAGAGGAGAAGAACAUUCUCGCUUGUCCCAUCUGUUAUAACUCCUUAAAAUCAUUGAUUAGUCAUCCCCAUGGAUCAGUAGGAUCUGCUGCCUCUGGUAGUACUCAACUACAAUGCAGUACCUGUAAAAAGAGUUACUCAGCUAAUGAGACACAUCUUGAUUUGGCUGUGGCUAGUGGAACCAAGCAUUACACUGAACCACUGCCUCUUUCAAUCGAGUUAUUCAGGAAUCCAUUAGUCUCUUUCCUUUACGAGAGAGGUUGGCGUCAAAAUUUCAUAUGGGGUGGUUUUCCAGGACCAGAGAAAGAGUUUGAAAUGGCUAAGGAAUACUUGAAGCAUGUUUUGGGAGGUAAUAUUAUUGACGCCAGUUGCGGAAGCGGCAUGUUCUCGAGAUUAUUUGGUAAGAGUGAGCAUUUUGCUAUGGUGUUCGCCCUUGACUACUCGGAGAAUAUGCUGCGACAGUGUUACGAGUUCUUGAAACAGGAAGCUAACCUAAUUGACAAAAAGAUCGUUGUGCUGGCUCGAGCAGACGUAGCUAGACUCCCGUUUCUUUCGGGCUCAGUUGAUGCUGUCCAUGCUGGUGCUGCGUUACAUUGCUGGCCUUCACCAUCUUCAGCUGUUGCUGAGAUAAGCCGUGUUCUUAGACCUGGAGGAGUAUUUGUUGCCACCACGUUCAUCUAUGAUGGCCUUUUCCGUUUUAUACCGUUCUUGGAGGAUCUUCGCCAGGAAGUAAUGAGAUAUUCUGGUUCUCACAUGUUUCUGAGCGAACGUGAGCUGGAAGAUCUCUGCAAAUCAUGUGGACUCGUUGGUUUCACUUGUGUUAGAAACGGGCUAUUUAUAAUGCUUUCGGCCACAAAACCCAGCCAGAUAAGCUCAGCUUCCUGUGAAGAGCUUUAGUCCUCGGAAGUAUAUAUACACAAUCUUUCCGUUGUUGAAAAUUUGGUUUAAUUAGAGUUUUAACAAUGUAAUAACAUGCAUUUUAAAUUUAAAACCUAUAUUGUAAAGUAUUUUGCAAAUGUUAUUUUAUCUACUACUGGCUUGUAUAA
Messenger RNA from Raphanus sativus (radish), 1444 nucleotides. RefSeq lists its product as uncharacterized. Gene Ontology annotation, molecular function: S-adenosylmethionine-dependent methyltransferase activity. The transcript has 8 exons. NCBI's taxonomy places the organism in Eukaryota, Viridiplantae, Streptophyta, Magnoliopsida, Brassicales, Brassicaceae. The record is from RefSeq and is a predicted model, not a curated record. Bases 219 to 1295 code for a protein of 358 amino acids.